GCCUCAGUUGCUGCUUGAAGGCAUAACAACAUUUGCUGUUAACAUUGGUCUUACAUUCGAAAACUUCGAAAAACUCUCAACUCAAAACAAAAUGUUCAAAUUGAUUAUUGCUUUGUCUGCUCUCUGCGCCGUUGCCUCCGCUGGCUACCUCGGCGGCUAUGGUCUAAGCGGAGUAAGUGGACAUGGUGGUCUAGGUUAUGGCUUGGGAUAUAGCGGCUACAGUGGAAUUGUAGCACCAUCAUACCAUGCUCCCGCAAUUUUGGCACCGGCACCAAUUUUGAAGACCUACAGCGCGCCCAUCAUCGCCGCCCCUGUAGUGAAGACCAUCGCGCCAUUGGCUACGUCAUACGCCAACACCUACAAAGUGGCCACUAAGGCUAUUCCUGUAGUGCACGCUGCUCCAGCUGUUUAUGCCGCACCUGCCUACCACACCUCCUCCACCUACCACGGUUCCUUGGGAGGUUAUGGUCUGAACUAUGGCUAUGGUCAUGGUUUAUUGCAUUAAGUGUAAAAUGAAGAAAUUAUAUGAAUUAAGUCGAACAAGGAUAUGAAAAGGCAAAUGAGCUUCCAGUCAACAUGCAUUUGAAAUUUGUUACAGACAUAGGUUUAAGAUUGAUAAGUGGCCGAAGCGUCGUACAUAGUUAUAAUUAAACAUUCCACGAAACAAUGUUAUCCUCAUGUGCAUAGAAUCCUUGUCAUCCUGAAUGAAUUUUAAGAGACUUUAUCGAAUGAACAGGCUCUCCCUAUCACGAAGAUGGCACGACUUAAACAAAUAAUUAUUGGAGUGAGUGAGUAGUUGGUAGAUUAGAAGCUUUGAUUUCGAAUCUAAUUCUAAGUAUUUUUUAAUAAAAUUAUACAACGAA
Bactrocera oleae (olive fruit fly) is the source of this 863-nucleotide messenger RNA. RefSeq names its product cuticle protein 10.6. NCBI's taxonomy places the organism in Eukaryota, Metazoa, Arthropoda, Insecta, Diptera, Tephritidae. The record is from RefSeq and is a predicted model, not a curated record.